Messenger RNA from Oryza sativa Japonica Group (Japanese rice), 2239 nucleotides. Its product is annotated as GDSL esterase/lipase At5g45670. The record is from RefSeq and is a predicted model, not a curated record. NCBI's taxonomy places the organism in Eukaryota, Viridiplantae, Streptophyta, Magnoliopsida, Poales, Poaceae. Gene Ontology annotation, molecular function: hydrolase activity, acting on ester bonds.
AAUGAUUUGGGGGGUUGCUGUACACUGUACCGUCGGCGCUGCUGGCACUUGAAGGCGGUCACGGCCACUCCUCCAACCGCCAUUAAUGGAGCUGCUGCCCAGCUCCAUGUAAAUUGACAACAGACUGCUUCUCUUCUUCACUGCGCGCUCGCGUCGUUGGCCGCCGGCGCGCGGCCGGAAUAAAUGAAGUGAGAUCCACCGGGGCCGGCCGUCUGGUUAAUUAAGCUGCAGAUCCAGGUACGCACAGCUGCCAGACCAGUGACACCGACGAAACUUCACUGCAGAUCACUCGUUAUCUCACUGGUCGACGACGGACGGACGUACAGGUAACUUCUGCUUGAUGACCGCACCAUGCGCGAAUGUGUCGUGAUGUUGAAUUGGUUUUUAAGCGAGAGGACACACGGCCAUGCAUGCACGUUACUGCAAUUCAAUGCACGGUUCAAGAACAAAAAAAAAAAAAGCUAGAGUAUCACAAGCUAUGGCACUACCACUUGUACUAGCUGGAGUAGUACGGACUUACAGUUUACUGGUAGCUAGCCUCCAAUGCAUGCAUGCACAAUUGUGCGCCCCGGUCCUGCAAAAGUUAGCCGCCGGUAGCCCUGCCUUGCACCUAUAUAAACUCCUGCGUGACUCGCGCUCCUCAGGGUUAUUCGAGUGAUCGUGCCCACAUAUCUCCCCCUUCUUCCUCGGCUGUGUGCUCUGCAAGUGUAGCUGCUGCUAGCUAGAGCAGAGCAGCAAUGGAGUUGGGGCGGUUGGUGACGGUGGUGAUGGCGGCGGCGGUGAGCUCGGCGCUGGUGAUGGUGGCGAGGUGCGACCCGCAGGUGCCGUGCUACUUCAUCUUCGGCGACUCGCUCGUCGACAACGGCAACAACAACUACAUCGUUUCGCUGGCGCGCGCCAACUACCCGCCCUACGGCAUCGACUUCGCCGGCGGCCCGUCCGGCCGGUUCACCAACGGCCUCACCACCGUCGACGUCAUCGCUCAACUCCUGGGCUUCGACAACUUCAUCCCGCCGUACGCCGCCACCAGCGGUGAUCAGAUCCUCAACGGCGCCAACUUCGCCUCCGCCGCCGCCGGAAUCCGUGCCGAGACCGGCCAGCAGCUGGGUGGCCGGAUCCCGUUCGCCGGGCAGGUGCAGAACUACCAGACGGCGGUGCAGACGCUGAUCAGCAUCCUGGGGGACCAGGACACGGCGUCGGACCGCCUGAGCAAGUGCAUCUUCAGCGUCGGGAUGGGCAGCAACGACUACCUCAACAACUACUUCAUGCCGGCGUUCUACAACACCGGCAGCCAGUACACUCCCGAGCAGUUCGCCGACUCGCUCAUCGCCGACUACCGCCGGUACGUCCAGGUGCUGUACAACUACGGCGCGCGGAAGGUGGUGAUGAUCGGCGUGGGGCAGGUCGGGUGCAGCCCCAACGAGCUCGCCCGGUACAGCGCCGACGGCGCCACCUGCGUGGCCCGCAUCGACUCCGCCAUCCAGAUCUUCAACCGGCGUCUCGUCGGCCUCGUCGACGAGAUGAACACCCUCCCGGGGGCGCACUUCACCUUCAUCAACGCGUACAACAUCUUCAGCGACAUCCUCGCCAACGCGGCGUCGUACGGGUUCACGGAGACCACCGCGGGGUGCUGCGGCGUCGGGAGGAACAACGGGCAGGUGACGUGCCUGCCGUACGAGGCGCCGUGCAGCAACAGGGACCAGCACAUCUUCUGGGACGCGUUCCACCCGUCGGAGGCGGCCAACAUCAUCGUCGGCCGGCGAUCCUACCGCGCCGAGUCGCCCAACGACGCCUACCCGAUGGACAUCGCCACGCUCGCCUCCGUCUGAGAUCGAUCGGAUCGGUAGCUGCUCGCGGCUCAGUAUAUACAUACAUACAUACGCACGCAGCCUCAAGAUUCCCAGCGCCCACAAGCUAAAGGGUGUAACUCUCUCUUUUUUUCCCCUUUUUUUGAGGUGGUUAUAUUACUUCGGUUUGUACCGGGUAGGCAAUAAUUGUUGUCAUAAGGAUUGGUGUCUUCCUAGUCGUUUUCAACCUACUGCGUGCCUGGAAUCUUGAUGGGUGAGAGAGGAGAGAACAGGCAUUCGGUUCUUCGGUUUAUAGAUGUGUUCAGUGCUGGAGAGAGCACAGAUAAAUAUGUUCAGACAAGACAUAUUUUAGAUUCGGAGAUUUUUCAUACAACUGUACACCGAAUAGAUGUAUUCCUCAUUCUUUGUAUGCAUGGCAACCUUUUUCUCAA